AUGCCAGUCGCAGUGAUCACCGGCGCCAGUUCGGGAAUCGGACGAGCGGCUGCGAUUUUAUUCGCCAGAAAUCGGUAUUUUUCAUUUUUUCUCAGUUCAUAUCAAAUUUAAGCUUGAUCAAGUAUUUUUUUCGUUGAGAGAUUCUGUUGAUGAUUCCGAGGAAUUUUUGUUGAACUCAGUAGGAAAAAAUGACAAAAGGACAUCCUUUUGAAUUUUGUCGAUGAAAUAAAUCAAUAAUUAUGACGCGCUGAGAUUAAUUUAGAUUAAUUUAUCGAUUUUUUCAAGGUAUCAACUUUCGUUGACCGGCCGAAAUGAAGCGGCUCUGAAGGAAGUCGCUGGCGAGUGCGUCAAGGCGGGAUUACCCGAGAAUGACGUCAGUUCUUUGAAGAUAGUGUGUGAAAAGAGGAGAGUUUAGAGAAGCUAGAGUGUCUGGAUUUUCCCAUUGAUCGUAGGUUUACUCUUGGCGGGAUUACCCGAGAAUGACGUCAGUUCUUUGAAGAUAGUGUGUGAAAAGAGGAGGGUUUAGAGAAGCUAGAGUGUUUGGGUUUCCCCAUUGAUCGUAGGUUUAGCCACGGCAAAAUAACCGGAGAGUGACGUCAGUUUUUAGAAGAGAGUGUGAGAGAAGUGGAGGGUUUAGAGAAGUUAGAGGGCCUGGGUUUCUCCAUUGAUUUUAGGUUUAAUCACCGCAAAAUAACUGGAGAAUGACGUCAGUUUUCAGGAGAGAGUGUGUGAAAAGUGGAGGGUUUAGAGAAGCUAGGGUUUCCGCGAAAUUAAGAAUAUGAUAUAAAAUUUGUCCAGACAAGAACUUUAUUAUCUCUCGUCUCAAAAUGGCAGAACUUCAAUUGGAAAUUUAUUGAUGUGUUAGUCCAGUGGCUAAACAAUUCAAAUGAGAAACGAGACUUGCUGGUUCGAUUCCUAUCAACGUUGAAGAACUUUUGCAUUUCAGUUUUGUAGUUCUUUUACAAUGGUUAUUUAUUCAAAUCGUUUGGUGUAGUGGUGAAGAUUUUUGAAUAGGAAAAUCGUAUCGAGAGUUCGAUUCGUGGUGGCUGAAAAAUGUCCAAAAUUUUUUGCAGUUUCAAAUUUUUUUUCCACCAAUGAGUAAAUUUAAGGUAAUCAUCACCUCGACCGAGCUAACUUCUGAAGAGGCUCCGAAGAAAAUCAUCGACGCUACUUUGGGCAAAUUCAACCGAAUCGACACGUUGGUCAGUCCUUUUUCACGAGAAUAAUGACGCAAAAAGGGAAAGAACGGGUUUUUGUCGACCCUUUGCACGUGAACGGCCGUUCCACGAGAGACGGCCCAUUCGGCGGCGUCUCUCUCGCCGGCUGGAGGGUCCAGACACCCACGGCCACACACGAUUCAACAUGAGACUCGGCGAUGGGAGGCUCCAGUCGGACGCAGCAAAUGGCCGCCUGACCGCCUCGAUUCGCCUCCUUUGCUAUCCUAUAAAAACUCUCAGGGCCUUACAUAAGACCCCGAAGUACAAUUUUUGGAGCCCUUGCUUCGGUAAGGGUAAAAUGACAAUGAAAUGGAGAAUUUCCGACGUUUUAGGUUCCCUUAAACUGGACCCAAUCCAGGCUUUUUUGAACUUUUUUUCACGGUAUCAUGCUGGAAAAGUCGGUCGGUCAGUUUGGAAAACUAGGCCACGCCGCAUUAUUGCUCCAUGGAACACUUAGAAUUUCGAUCUUUUUUCUUUUCUGAAUUUUUUUUCCUUCUUUUAAUUUUACUAAGAAGGGUUUCGCUUCUUUUCAUUCAACUAUAUCGUUCUUGCGAGUAAAAAUACGAUGGUUACUAAAUUCAUAAUUAUAAACUGAUUCAAUUUUUUUGAAAUUUCUCAUUAUUUUUUUGGAUCGAAAAAUAACUUCAUAUAACCAAAUGAGUGAAAUAAAAAAUUAUAAGAAACCGGAAAAUGAGAUAAUGUGUAAAAUACACAAAAAAAGGCAAGAAAAAAAAUUACCCUUAAAAAAAGGUAAACCAUUACCUAGGAAACAAUGAUAAAUACGGAACAGUUUAUUUUGAAGUGAGGAGCAUGUGUCCCAUAUCCUAGAAAAACUGAUAAAAAAAGGAAGGAAAAAAAUAUAGAAAAAAAUAGAAAAAAAGACUGAAAUUCGAUUUUUCCAUGGUGCAAGAUUACGGCGUGGCCUAGUUUUCCAAAUCGGCGUGGCCUAGUUUUCCAAACCGACUGAACCGACCGACUUUUCCAGCAUGCCUUUUUUCACAAGUCAAUUUGGAAAAAAACUUGUAAAUUUGCUCUGAUUUACUACUAUUUUUUUCCAUAAUAUAACCAGUUUUUCAAUCAUUUUAUGCCAAGUUUAAAAAAAUUUUUCUCCAGAUCAAUUCGGCCGGAAUUUUGCGCGCCGGCGCUGUCCUCGAUAGCGAUAUCUCGGUCUACGAUGAGCUUUUCGAUGUGAAUGUCAAAACGUUGGCUAAUUAAUGGAUCAACUAAUUAUUUUGGAAAAGAUUUCUAGAAUAAUCCGACUCACGAAAACCGCUCUGCCGCAUUUGAUCAAAUCGAAAGGAACUAUCGUCAACGUCAGCAGCAUCAAUGGCCCGUGUCCAGUUAGUUGAUUUUUUUUUUUCUGGAACACAUUUUAUCGAUAAUGAGAACCUGGGUUUCAGCAGCAUAAUUGAAGAAAAAAGAUUCAUUUUUGAUUUGCUGAGGGUAAAAAAAAAUAAAGGGAAAACAGCAAAUUCGAACCAUUUCCUUUAACUUUAACGUAAUUUUUUUUUUUUGAUACGUGGAUUCUGGAAAAAUGUUAAUUUGAGUAAAUGCGCUCUAUGGACUAAAUUGCUCUUGGAAACUUUGAACGACGAGGCUUGAUUUGUAUUUCUUGACUUUUUUUCUUCUCACUUCGAUAUUUCUUAUUCUGUGAUUAUAUCGAACCAUAGAUGGACAAGUACAUAACUUAGUCAGGCCGGGAGUGGGAGUUCGAUUUUCUCGGAAAAUUAGGAUAAAAGUUAAUUUUCAACUUCCGGGAGGUAGUUUCGGCCACAGUAGUACAAGUUUUAGCCUCCGGGAGGUAGUACUAACGUUAAUUUAGAAAAACUAGGAAAGACUUUUAAAAAUGGGCUGCCCCUGUAUGUAUCGAACGCAUUGAGUUGAAAGCCCUUUUUUCGUUUUUUGGACCGGCUUUUCGAGAUUUUUCCCCUUGUCAGUGAAGCUUGAAAGAUCCGCCUUUUGAAGAUUUUUUUCUUGUUAUUUUCUCAUUUAUCUAACAAGUGAAGAUUCGAUUCAUCUCUGAGAAAACUUGACCGGACUCACGAAGCUUUUGAAUUUUAUCCGUGGAGCGAAAAUGGUCCAACUUUUGAAGCCUUUAUCACGAUUUUAUUCUUCAAAUUGGAUUUCAACAUUUUUCUUGUUUUCCCGAGUCAAUGCGUAUAUGAAAUUUGUAGAAAAGUUAUCAAAAUCGGACAAUUUCUCUAUUAUUGUACUGGUUAUCAGUGGAGCAUAAAUGAAGCGGUAUGCGAGGCUUUUUUCAGUAAUUUCUAGCCAGGAGCAGGCUUGUGCGUGAGGCCGGGCGGCCCGGCCGGCCUGGCCCGGGCUUUGGGCCUUAUUUUCAGGAAAAAAAGCCCGCGUGGGCUCGGGCGGGGCCGGGCUUCAAAAAAAUUUAAAAUUUCAUUUAAAAAAAUUUUUCAGCGAAAUGUGACUUUUUACUUCUGAAUUCAUAGUUUUUUUGUUAAACUUUAAUAGAAAAAAAUGAGCAAAAAAACGUAAUUUUUUUGUCGUAAAAAAACUUGAUAUCCGACUAGAAAAAAAUUGCGCGAUUCGGGCCGGGCGGGCCAUUUUUUUCUCGAGGCCCGCUAAGGCCGGGCCGGGCCGGGCUUACGAAAUGGUCGGGGGGCCGGGAGGGUGACGGGCCGGCCCUCGCACAAGCCUGGCCAGGAGUUGGAAUUUUUCUAAAAUGUUCAUCUUUUGUUGUGUCUACCCAAAUGAUUGAUUUAAAAAGUUGGAAAGUUUGAGGAUUUUUUUUAAAAUUUUUUUGUAACCAGCCUGUGGAAUUUUCGUUUCUUUGGAGCUAGUUUUGAGAGUUUCCGAAGCUUUAGACUGUCUAUAAACCAGCCCAGAAGCUAUAUUUUCCGAAAUCUAGCUACGGCUUUCUAGUAGAAUUACUUGCCGAGCGAAAACGGAUGAUUUUCUCUCGCAGAAAGCAUCUUUUCCCAUUCAACACUUUAUUUCUCUUCAUUCAGUGGAUGACAAUCGGUUUAUAGUUCCCCAAUGUCACCUACUAUUGCAUGUCGAAAGCGGCCCUGGAUCAGUUUACCAAAUGUUUGGCACUGGAAAUGGCGCCCAACGGGGUUCGCGUCAAUUCCGUCAAGUUUUUUCCACCGAUUCAUUCAAAGAUUAAUCUUUGAUUUUUUGUGCAGUCCCGGCGUCACCGUGACGAAUCUGCAUCGGCGGGCCGGACAAGACGAAGCGACCUACGCUGCGGUCAUUUUGUUAUUCAAUUCAUCCCAGACGAAUUACAAUUACAGUUCUUGGAAAAGUCCAAAACGACCCACGCCCUCGGACGUCCCGGUGACGUCAAAGAGGUCGGUUUCGAUUUGCACCCGACUUUGAAACGACUUGCGCGUUGAACGACCAUUUCCAGGUCGCCGAGGCGAUCCUCUUCUUGGCCUCGGAGAAAAGCUCCUUCACCACCGGACAACUAUUACGUGUUGACGGAGGCCGCGGAAUCAUGCAUCCCCGUUGA
Caenorhabditis auriculariae is the source of this 4689-nucleotide messenger RNA. NCBI's taxonomy places the organism in Eukaryota, Metazoa, Nematoda, Chromadorea, Rhabditida, Rhabditidae. The record is from the annotation of a GenBank genome assembly.